AUGGUCUGGACUCGCAGUCAAACUGCCUUCAUAGCGAGAGGCACUUUCAGAUUCCUGGACCUACCGCCAGAAAUCACGGCAAGGAUAAUCAACAACCUCGACCUCAAAUCCAUUCAAAGUUUCCGUCUAGCCAGCCGGCAAUUUGCUUCACGAUGCCUCACGCCGCAUUUCCUCGGCCACUUCGCACAUCAAAAGCUAAACCUCCUCCUCGAAGAGACCACCAGACUCGCCGAGAAGUCGACCGGCAGCGCCAUCGUUAGCGUAGCCAUCAAACACGUAACGAUCGACGCGACCAGGUUCAGCUUCCUCGACAGUGAGCAAUACGACGACGAGCUGGUCGAUAGCAUGGCGACCGCUUUCAGGGCAAUCAGCUCCCUCGACAGAAUCGAAAUCGGGGGCCCGCAGGAGAAAUUGGGCGGACGAGCGAAGGGUACGGCGAUGAAAAGGGGAGCGAAGAUUCCGCGCAUGUCUGAGCCAGUCACUCAUCGUGCUGCUGCGGGAUUCACCCUCGUCAUGUCGGCCAUCGCCAAGAGCGGGGUCGCGAUCAAGGAGCUUGUCGUCUUCCGAGCCCCAGCGUGGUGCAGGGGCAUGUUGCAGAGCAUCGUCUUUGCAGAGCUUCUUCCGACGCUCAAUGCAAAGAAUUCACGUUUUUCGGACGCCGCCGGAGCGAUUAAGAAGUUUUCCACAAGCCUUGCCACUAGACGGAAUCUCCUGGAAGUGCGCCAUGGUCUCAUGGGCCGCCGUGAACGCGACGAUCAUUGCCUGCCGGCAACAAGCUCAUUAGCAACCGCCAAGGAGAACUUCUUCGGGCUCGCCGGCAUGCUGCAUCACAUGCCCAAUCUGAAGACACUGGACAUUCACUUCUACGACACAUUGAUAGGAACGACAGAUGCCUACAGCGAGAUAUUUGAUUUCAUUGCCGAUUCGCUCACGUUGCCGUACCUGGAGAACCUAUCUUUGGACAUGUUACCCGUCAAGGAGAGAUCUUUGCUCAAGUUUCUGAAGAAGAGUCCGAUGCUUCAGAAGGCUUCGUUCAAGUGGGUUCGUCUCACUGAAGGGACCUGGAAACCUAUCUUCAGAUACCUAUCCGAUGAAGCACCGCACCUCUCAAAGAUUCAUCUUGCUUCUAUUGCCGACAGCAAGACUUCCAUGGUCAACCUUUGCCCGUCGCGCGGUUCAAAGAGUUCGAAGAGUGAGCUCCAUGAUCUUCUGGGUAAGGAGACAGAGGCGGGAAACGGAUAUGUUUGCUCAGAAGGCACGAUGAUACACAGAAGAGAGUUCCGUGAGGGACAAAUUCGUGGGGAACUGGUCUUUGAGGACGAACGCGUGGGCUCCCCACUGGACUCUACGGAGUGGCAGAAGUACACAGCUGUGCUGAAGGCCAAAAGCGACCGCAAUUGGGAAAAGCUCGAAACAGAAUAUGGGUACUAA
Colletotrichum karsti is the source of this 1431-nucleotide messenger RNA. RefSeq lists its product as uncharacterized. NCBI's taxonomy places the organism in Eukaryota, Fungi, Ascomycota, Sordariomycetes, Glomerellales, Glomerellaceae. Gene Ontology annotation, molecular function: protein binding. The record is from RefSeq and is a predicted model, not a curated record. Bases 1 to 1431 code for a protein of 476 amino acids. The transcript has a single exon.